AUGAGUUUGACAAAUCGUAGUUGCCGUCAAACGACAUUAUUCCGAUUGACGAAAUGAUCAACGACAAAAGUGCUGAAAAAGCUGAAAGUCCUGGAAAUUCCGAAUUUUCCGACGAGGAUGAGCCAAAGGACAAAUUUUGCUUAGUUGUAAUUACGCUAUUCGUCUUAGGAAUAGUCACCGCCUUGCCAGGACUGUUUAUAGCCAACGCAAAUGAGUAUUGGAUGUACAAACUUCGAAACACCGCACUGGAGAAGGACAUCCCUAGCAACCGCACGUUUAUACAGAAGAACUUCGGAACCUUCCAGUCGUUUGCCGUUAUAGGUCCGUUGAUGAUCAUGUUUUUAUUCACCACAUUUGCCGGACACAAAAUUAAAUCGCAAACGAAAGCUUUCAUCUUCUUGGGGCCCAUUACGCUGACGUUUAUGGCCCACGCCAUAGUGGUCCAUCUAAACACGGACAAUUGGCAGCUGGCAUUUUUUUUGUUCACAUUCGUCUCGUUGAUCAUUAUCAGCGUCACUACUGGAUUUGGGGCCCUCGGCUGCUUAACUUUGGUCUCCUCCUUUCCCAUCAAUUACACUAAGUGCUUUUUGGUCGGACAGGGCUUUUCUGGAAUAUUCACUUCUGUGAUUCGCAUAAUUUCUAUCGCGUCUUCGCCAUCUACGCUGGAUUCUGCUUUCAUAUAUUUCGUCACCGGAACCAUCAUCAUGGGCGUGGCCACCGUAUUAUACUCUCUGACCACCAUAACCCCUUUUUACAAGCACUACGCGAAUCAGACCAAGCACGAAUCGAAGAAAAAGAUCAAUUCCAUCCCGGAAAUUUCGCAGAUGAUAGUGGUCAUUUGGAGAAUUCUCCUUUUAACUUUAAUAAUGCCACUGUUUCCUCUGGGAUCGGUCGCCAAUUUAGUGGUUUCGGAGUAUAAAGAUACCGGAAGCACAUGGGGCGACAGGUAUUUUGUGACGAUAGCAACGUAUCUGACGCAAGCGGUAUGCGAUAUUAUCGGUAAAACGCUCGCAACUCUCAUUGACAAGGAUUUCUCUUGGUGGUUUCUGUACGCUGCGACCUUCUUCAAAACAUUUGUUCUUGGGCUUUUCAUAUUUUUUUCAAACGCCAGUCCCAGGAAGCAUACCGAUGUGAUUUUCAACCACGAUUGGGAAUACAUUUUGAUCAUGUGUAUUUUUUCUAUAUGUGGCUCUUAUCUGGACAACGUAAUUUUGUUGAAACUAAUAAGAAUGGUGCCCAAGAAUAAACUGGAAUUGGCUAUUUCGGUGCAUAUGUUCUUCACGGCUAUAAUAGAUGCAAUAACGGCACCACUGGGACUCGUAGUAGUUGAAUUGCUUUGAUUACAGGCUUUUUGCUACAUCAGCAAAAUGUUAUAUUUAUACUUAUGUAAGUUCCUUGUAAAAAUAUUACAGUUGCGUUGUUGCAAUUCGAAUUGUAAUUUUAAAUAAAUUUAUUUGUUAAGUUGAAACUUUGUUUUCGUUAUUAGGUCCUAAAUGAAUAUGCAAACGUUUACUAAUACUUAAAUAUUUCUAAGGGU
Cylas formicarius (sweet potato weevil) is the source of this 1537-nucleotide messenger RNA. RefSeq names its product equilibrative nucleoside transporter 1-like. The record is from RefSeq and is a predicted model, not a curated record. Gene Ontology annotation, cellular component: plasma membrane. The transcript has 8 exons. NCBI's taxonomy places the organism in Eukaryota, Metazoa, Arthropoda, Insecta, Coleoptera, Brentidae. Gene Ontology annotation, molecular function: nucleoside transmembrane transporter activity. Bases 54 to 1340 code for a protein of 428 amino acids. Gene Ontology annotation, biological process: nucleoside transmembrane transport.